CUCUCCCCCAGAUCAGCCACUCAGAGGAACGUCUUUGCCGAGUAGUCCUUGUUCGUAGGGUUUAAUCAGUAAAAGGAAAAUAACAGGUAGCGCCAUCCGCCGCUUUAUUUCCCCGUGGCCAAAUUUGCAUCUGAAGGAUUACAAUCCCACCGCUUGGCUACGACAUAUGUGACUAUCUGCGCCUUUCGACAGACCGAAAAAAACAGACAACACCCGAGUUUAGCUACAAUGUGUGACUGAGUAUCACCGCAAGCCAGCGAACUCGUGUGACACACCAUCGAGAGGCAGCUGUUAUGGGCUGAAGCCCGACUCAACAACUAAAUCAAUCGAGGUCGGGAUUGGGUACACGCAUCCUUAAUAACGUCAACAUUGUGGAUAUGGAAUGGUGCAUGCCAGUGCCCCAAGUUUACAGCCUCUGAAGAGCAGCGAGAUCAUGGAAAUUCAUCCUCUGGGUAGUAGACUUUGUCCACAUCCUUUGGACAAAGAGGAUGGCAUAGAGAAGCAAGGUCCUGUCACUCUCAACCCCAGGCACAUGCGAAAGGCGUUCAAAGUUAUGAAUGAGCUACGCAGUCAGAGCCUGCUGUGCGAUGUGACCAUAGUAGCGGAGGACGUAGAGAUCACUGCUCACAGGGUGGUCCUCGCUGCCGGGAGCCCCUACUUCCAUGCUAUGUUCACAGGGGAAAUGGCAGAGAGCAGGGCGAAGCGGGUGAGGAUAAAAGAGAUGGGGGGCUGGACACUUGGCCUGCUCAUUGACUACAUCUACACCGCGGAGAUACAGGUCACGGAGGAGAAUGUACAGGCCCUGCUUCCCGCUGCGGGCCUGCUGCAGCUGAGCGAGGUGAAGAAGGCCUGCUGUGACUUCCUGAGCUCCCAGCUCCACCCCUCCAACUGUUUGGGGAUCCGGGCCUUCGCCGACCUGCACGCCUGCUGCCAGCUCCUCACGCAGGCCAACAGUUACGCAGAGCAACACUUCCCCGAGGUGGUGGCCAGUGAAGAAUUCCUGAACCUGGGCAUGGAACAGGUGUCCAGCCUCAUCGCCAGCGACAAGCUCACCAUUCCUACUGAGGAGAAGGUCUUUGAAGCGGUGAUUGCUUGGGUCAAUCAUGAUAAAGAUGUUCGUCAGGAACACCUGGCUCAACUCAUGGAGCACGUGCGCCUGCCGCUACUCUCCAGAGAAUAUCUGGUGCAGAGGGUGGAGGAGGAGUCUCUGGUGAAGAACAGCAGUGCGUGUAAAGACUAUCUGAUCGAGGCCAUGAAGUACCACCUGCUGCCGGCUGAUCAGAGGGCCCUGAUGAAGACCGCACGGACACAAAUGAGGACCCCAGCCUGCUGCCCUAAGGUGAUGGUGGUGGUGGGGGGCCAGGCUCCCAAGGCUAUCCGGAGCGUUGAAUGCUAUGACUUUGAGGAGCAGCGGUGGUACCAGGUGGCUGAACUCCCAACCAGGAGGUGCAGAGCAGGCGUGGUGUACGUGGGCGGCUGCGUGUACGCGGUCGGGGGCUUCAACGGCUCUUUGCGCGUGCGGACGGUGGACUGCUACGACCCGGCGGCGGAUCGCUGGACCUGCGUGAGCAGCAUGCAGGACCGCCGCUCCACGCUGGGCGCCGCCGUGCUCAGCGGGCUGCUCUACGCCGUCGGGGGCUUCGACGGCAGCACCGGGCUGUCCACCGUGGAGGCGUACAACUCCAAGACGGACGAGUGGUUCCACGUCUUGCCCAUGAGCACACGGAGGAGCAGUGUCGGCGUGGGCGUCGUCAACGGGAUUCUGUAUGCAGUGGGAGGGUAUGACGGGGCCACCAGACAGUGUCUGAGUACAGUAGAGGCCUACAAUCCAAACAGCAACACAUGGAGCUACAUCUCUGAGAUGGGCACCCGGCGGAGUGGCGCAGGCGUGGGCGUGUUGAAGGGGCUGCUGUACGCGGUGGGGGGUCACGACGGCCCGCUGGUAAGGAAGAGCUGCGAGGUGUUCGACCCGGCCACCAACGGCUGGCGCCAGGUGGCCGACAUGAACAUGUGCCGCCGCAACGCAGGCGUGUGUAUGGUGAACAACCUACUGUACGUGGUGGGCGGAGAUGACGGCAGCUGUAACCUUGCGUCCGUGGAGUUCUACAACCCUGCCUCCGACAAGUGGACUCUACUGGCGGCCUGCAUGAGCACCGGACGCAGCUAUGCAGGAGUGACGGUGAUCGACAAGCCCUUAUGACUGCCUCAGGGGCCAUCUUGUUGAUUUUGAGCAGUCGUCUGCUGAACACCCAUCUUGGAUCCGUCUUCGACGCCAGAGCUUGGACCUGAGGCUGCCUCAACGGGCCCUGCCAGAAAAUGAGCAAAUGAAGAUGAAGAUGAGAGGAUGAAGGAUGAUGAAGCUGAUGAGGAUGAUCAUGAAGAUGAAGAUUAAUGCACUUAAGAAACGGGGGAGGAACUCAACAACUGGGAGAUGUUAAAACCGUGUUUUUAAUCCUCUCGUGGCUAAACAAGCGACAGCGAACUGGAGUCGAACCAGUUUUAAGAACCACUACAACCGCAAUGGCGUUGGAUUGCUACUGAAGAAGAGCUGUUGUAACUAUAACAUUAUGGGUCUUCUCUUUUUUUGUUUUCGUCUUAUCGUUGCUGAAACGGCAGGAAGUUCACUAAUUAGGUAUUUUCCUUUUGAGAAUAGAACAGUGAGGGGAGCAUUACGAAUGGAACGCGUUUAACUUUUUUUUAUCAUGCCAAGAAAUGUAUGGUUAAGUUUGUAUAGUGACUAAAUGGGUGCUCAACGUGUAAGCAUGUGUGCGCGUGCUUGCGUGUGUGUGUGUGUGUGUGUGUGUGUGUGUGUGUGUGUGUGUGUGUGUGUGUGUGUGUGUGUGUGUGUGUGUGUGUGUGUGUGUGUGUGUGUGUGUGUGUGUGUGCGCGUGUGUGCGCCUUUCGCUUGCGCAUGUGAGCAUGUACCGUAUGUGUGUGCGCCGCUCAUCACAGCCGUGCACCUGCAAGUCUCGCGCGUGGCGACGCCUGGUCGACGCACGGGGUCGCGACCUCUGCACUCUGAGCUCCGACCUUUUACAGUGUUCUCGUAUGUGGCUGUCCCUAAAGUGGCUGAAUGUGUUUUUUUAUUACACCUUGAGUUACCCAAACCCUCCUAGCGUCCUAUGUUGUUGUUGCUCCCAGUGUGCUAUUAUGGGCCCAAGUGCCAAACGGGGACUUAUUGAGUUUACCUGCCAAGGAUCUAGGGGAUGUUUACUUGAUGGUAGCCGGUGUCACUAGCACACCAGUCUGCAUGAUUCCAGCACAGCCUGUGGAAAGUGAUUGUAAAAGAGACAUUGUAUGCUUUCUUUGGGGUCGGGCGGGGGGGGGGAUGGUAUGCUUGGGGAAAUAAAAGGCUUUUAUUGCGAUAUCUGUAUGGAAACACAGUAUGUUCGUGGGACCGAAGAAAAGACGGAGGGAGAAACUGUUGACGAGCGUUUCCAACAGUUUAUUUAUUUAUUAGUGUUUUACUGUCACUUGGCAGAACUCUCCGUUGUGAUUGUGACCACUGAUCACAGCAAGUUAAAUAUGGGCUGAACUCGAUGCAUGGUCCUGACCUUUAACCUCUCAAACCCACCCGGUGAACUCCCCCCCCCCCCCCCCCACCAACUUCUCCCAACAAUCCCCUAUCCCCUCUGUUAUAGCAAGCCUAUUAACUACUGCACACCCUGACUCGACAUGAAUGUGCCAACUUUAAUAUUGCUCUUUAUUUCUGUCGUUCUUUAUUAUUCUCUUUCUCUACUACUCACAACAUCGUCUUCUCUCCCUCUCUCUCUCUCUCUCUCUCUUUUCUAGAAAGUGACCAAACAACUUGAUUUUUCAGUUUUUUGCUCUAAUAUUUAAAGUUGCUAUGUUGAUUAAUAUCGCUGUCUCUUGUCAGAGGAAUGUUAUGUAGGCUAAUGAUCUUUGAAAUGUUUCACAACAUGUUUUAUAUUAUCAUUAAUAAAUAUGCUUCUUGUAUUUAAA
This is a messenger RNA of Gadus morhua (Atlantic cod), 3963 nucleotides long. RefSeq names its product kelch-like family member 2 (gene klhl2). The record is from RefSeq and is a predicted model, not a curated record. NCBI's taxonomy places the organism in Eukaryota, Metazoa, Chordata, Actinopteri, Gadiformes, Gadidae. The transcript is spliced from 15 exons. Bases 383 to 2200 code for a protein of 605 amino acids. Gene Ontology annotation, molecular function: protein binding.